Physeter macrocephalus (sperm whale) is the source of this 1110-nucleotide messenger RNA. RefSeq names its product CD244 molecule (gene CD244). Gene Ontology annotation, molecular function: MHC class I protein binding. Gene Ontology annotation, cellular component: external side of plasma membrane. Gene Ontology annotation, biological process: natural killer cell activation involved in immune response. The transcript is spliced from 9 exons. NCBI's taxonomy places the organism in Eukaryota, Metazoa, Chordata, Mammalia, Artiodactyla, Physeteridae. Bases 1 to 1110 code for a protein of 369 amino acids. The record is from RefSeq and is a predicted model, not a curated record.
AUGUUGGGGCAAGCGCUUACCCUCACACUCCUCCUGCUCAUCAAGGGGCAUCGGGGCCAAGGUUCUGCUGAUCAUGUGGUUGGAAUCUCGGGAGAGUCUGUCUGGUUACGGCCCCCCAGCAUACAGAUAAGGACAUACUCUGUUAUAUGGAAGAUGCAGCCGUACUCAAAUUCAAGCUGUUAUUUGAUACACUCUUGGAAGAAUGUUUCCAGCCAGAGCGAUGUAGGGAAGAGUUCGAAUUGGACUUUAAAUCAUUUCAACAAUAGACUGCGCUUUAUAAGUGAAAACUUAACUCUUCUCAUCAUGGCAGUUCAGCAGCAGGACAGUGGCCUCUACCUCCUGGAGGUCACUGAAGACACUGGGAAGGUUUGGAGACAUAAGUUCCAGGUUUCUGUAUUUGAUCGUGUUGAGAAGCCCCAGCUGGUGGAGAGGUGGAAGGUCCUGGACAGCGGGAUGUGCCAAGUGACUCUGUCCUGCUCAGUCUCCAGAGGUGAUGAUGUGAGCUAUGCUUGGUAUAAAGGGACUGAGCUGAUUCAGACACCCAGGAACCUCACCAAACUGGAGGAGCAGAUUGAUGUCAGUGGUUUGCACACAUACACCUGCAAUGUCAGCAACCCUGUCAGCUGGGCAAACCACACCCUCCAACUCACACAGGGCUGUCUGAAUGCCAACCCGAAUUUCAUCUUUCUGUCCACUUUGGUGAGCAUCAUGAUUCUCCUAACGGCAUUGUUCCUGGGCACCCUCACCUGCUUCUAUGUGCGGAGGUGGAAGAGGAAGCAGUCACAGGCCAGACCAGAGGAAUUUCUGACGAUCUAUGAAGAUGUCAACAACGUGCAAACCAGGAGAAAUCAAGAGCAGAAUUGCCCUGGAGAAGGGAGCACCAUCUACUCCAUGAUCCAGUAUCAGUCUUCUGCUUCCACAUCACAAGAUAAUGCAAACACAUUGUAUUCAUUAGUACAGUCUCCCUGGAAGUCUGGAUCCAAGAAGACGAACCGCAACACUUCCUUCAGUAAAACUAUCUAUGAAGAGGUGGGAAAGAGAGCAUCCAAAGCUGAGAACCCUGCUCCACUGAGCCGCAGGGAGCUGGAGAACUUCUGUAUGUAUUCCUAG